Panonychus citri (citrus red mite) is the source of this 2917-nucleotide messenger RNA. It is a transcript of the gene Opa1, whose product is annotated as dynamin-like 120 kDa protein, mitochondrial. Gene Ontology annotation, cellular component: cytoplasm; mitochondrial membrane; microtubule. The record is from RefSeq and is a predicted model, not a curated record. Gene Ontology annotation, biological process: mitochondrial fusion. The transcript has 16 exons. Lineage: Eukaryota; Metazoa; Arthropoda; Arachnida; Trombidiformes; Tetranychidae. Gene Ontology annotation, molecular function: microtubule binding; GTP binding; GTPase activity. The coding region runs from base 109 to 2841 and encodes 910 amino acids.
CAGAAUGUUAUUGAAGCGGUUUGAAUGUAACUUUUGGUUAAUGUUGUUGAUUGUAACAAAGUGUUAAUUUAAAUUGUUAGAAUGUUGAUGGAAAAUAAUUAAUUUAUUAUGGUUGUUAUUCUAAGGAUCGCUCGUGGUCUUCUACGUCUUCGGUAUCUUGUUCUGGGCUCUGCUGUUGGCGGUGGAAUCCAAGCUCAUAAGAAAUUCAAAGAGCUGAAAGACGGUGUUCCUGAUUUUGGAUGGAUUAGUGAAAUGUUUCCAGACUCAGAAAAGGCUGAUAGAUAUCGAGAAUCUUUGGAAGAAUUAGCGAAAAAAUUUGGUACCGAAAGUGGUAAUUGGCUUGAUAAAGUUACAUCAUCAGCAUCCGAUGGAUUAGACGUAAUUAACCAAUGGAUUGAAGAGGCUCGAGCAGCUCGUCAAGCGGAACUUGCAAAUUUGAAUUUUAUUGUAGGACGGAAUUCAUUAUUACCAACUGAUGACCUGACCUCCGAAAGGAUAACCACUGAGAGUAUUUCACAAGCUCAUUCAUUUUCAUCAUCAUCAUCUUCUUCAUCAAACUCAGAGGCUUAUGAAAGAGCCCAAAGGGAUGCAGAACGAAUAUCAAAACUACAAGAUGAACUUAUUUCAGUUCAGGUUAAAUUACAAAGGGAAAUAGAGAGACUAGAGAGAGAAAAUAAAGAUUUGAGGAAACAAGUACUUCUCAAGAAAACUGAUACAAAAAUCAAGAAAAUUCAAAAAUCACUCAUUGAUAUGUAUUCAGAUAUUCUCGAUGAAUUAUCUGAUUAUGAUGUUAAUUAUAACACACAAGAUCAUCUUCCAAGGGUUGUCGUUAUUGGUGAUCAAAGUGCCGGGAAAACAAGUGUACUUGAAAUGUUAGCCGGCGCUCGGAUAUUUCCUCGAGGAGCUGGUGAAAUGAUGACUCGAUCGCCGGUUAAAGUGACAUUAAGUGAAGGCCCUUAUCAUAUCGCUCGUUUUAAAGAUAAUCCAAGAGAAUAUGACCUGACAAAAGAGUCUGACCUGAUCGAUUUACGUAAAGAGAUUGAGAUAAGAAUGAAAUCUUUUACUCGUGAUAGUAUUUCUGUUUCUCCUGAAGUAAUUUCUCUAACAGUCCAAGGACCUGGAAUUUUACGAAUGAUUUUAGUCGAUUUACCGGGAAUCAUAAGUACCGUAACUUCAGACAUGGCUCUUAAUACCCGAGAAGCAAUCAGAGACAUCGCCAAGCUUCAUAUGAGCAAUCCAAAUGCAAUAAUCUUAUGUAUCCAAGAUGGUUCCGUUGAUCCCGAACGGAGCAUAGUGACCGAUUUAGUUAGUCAAAUGGAUCCUAACGGUAAACGAACUAUUUUUGUGUUAACCAAAGUAGAUCUUGCUGAACGUAACAUGGCCAAUCCAAGUAGAAUUCGUAAAAUUUUGGAUGGUAAAUUAUUUCCAAUGAAAGCCUUAGGAUAUUACGCUGUGGUAACUGGUAAAGGUGAAGUAGAUGAGAAGAUUGAAUCAAUCAAAAAGUAUGAGGAACAAUUUUUCCGUGAUUCACAACUUUGCAAACAAGGGAUUUUAAACACAACCCAAUGUACGACUCAUAAUCUAAGUUUGGCAGUGUCAGAGUGUUUCUGGAAAAUGGUCAAAGCUUCAGUUGAACAACAAGCGGACGCUUUCAAAGCAGCUCGAUUCAAUUUAGAAACUGAAUGGCGAAAUAGUUUUCCUCGAAUGCGUGAAUGUGAUCGGGAUGAGCUUUUCGAGAAAGCGAAAGCACAAUUAGUUGAUGAAAUUGUUAAUCUAAGUCAACUAAGUCCUAACCAUUGGGAAACUGUGAUCAGUAAAUUGCUCUGGGAAAGUUGUAGCUCUUAUCUAAUGGAAAGUAUUUACUUACCGGCUUCCCAAGAGUUAGUUCGAAGUCUUUUUAGAACCAAAGUGGACAUUAAAUUGAAAGAUUGGGUGGAAAAUAUUUUACCUGGUAAAUCAGUUGAAGUUGCGAAAAAGGCAUUAAUCCAAGAAUUAGAUCGACUAAUUGAGAAAAGUAAAACGGACCCAGGUCAUGACGACGUUCUAGAUGAUCUAAAAGCAGCAGUUAUCGAAGAAAGUUGGAAACGUCAUAAAUGGGAACCUAAAGCAUCAGAAGUUCUGAAAGUAAUACAAUCUAACGCUCUUGAAGAUUAUUUAAUUCCCGAUAAAAAUCAAUGGACCAUUGCCAUAAACCUUUUCGCCGAGAAUCUUAAAGAUUAUUCAAAGAAAUCUGAAAUUGCAUUGAAAAAUAUGUGUGGACCUCCAUGGACAGAGAGAUGGUUGUAUUGGACAUACAAAUCAAACGAGAAUCAUGUUAACACUGCAAUUAAGAAUGAACUUGAAAAAUAUUUCCAAAGUCCAAGAUUCAAGUCACAUUCUAAUCUCGAUGAUAUCGAACUACUAACAGUCCAACAAAAUCUUCAAGUGCAAAACAUUGAAGCUUCGUAUGAUAUGAUAAAGAAUAUCUGGUUUCAUGUAUAUCGAAUUCAUUUUAUCAAAAAAGUAUUGGAAAGAUGCGAAGAGUGUAAAAAAUGUUUCUACCUUUAUAAACAAGGAAUUGAAGUAGAAGAUAUUAAAUAUGAUGAUAUAAUUGUUUUCUGGCGAAUUCAUAAAACUUUCGCUGCCACAACGAAUGCACUUCGUCAACAGAUAAUGAAUCGAGAAGGACGUCGAUUAGAAAAGGAAUUGAAAGAUGUGCUGGACGAUUUUAGUCAAGAUCGUGAAAAGAAACUUAAAUUAUUAACAGGACGUCGAGUUCAAUUAGCCGAAGAAUUAAAACGUGUGAAAUUAAUUCAAGAAAAAUUAGAAGAGUUUAUUGCAGCAUUGGAGAAGGAGAAAUGAUUAUUCUAAUCACAAUUAAUAAUAAUUAUGUUUAACUUUAAAUAGUCAAUGAAUAAAUAUAAAUAUUAUUAGAGAA